GUCGUGGUGGUGCCAUCGAUCGUCUCCUCGUCUCCUCGUCUCCUCCUCCGCCUCUCUUUUUCUCUCCCUAAUCAAUUCAAUUGUUAGUUUAGUAUUUGCUGCUUAAUCUCUUCCUCUCUUCGGAGAUGGGAGGAGACAACGCGCUCAGCCUCGAGGAGAUCAAGAAUGAGAACGUCGAUUUGGAGCGGAUUCCCGUAGACGAAGUGUUCCAGCAGCUGAAAUGCUCCCGGGAAGGUCUCUCCACGGAGGAGGGCAACCAACGCAUCCAGAUCUUCGGCCCCAACAAGCUCGAGGAGAAGAAGGAGAGCAAGUUCCUCAAGUUCUUGGGCUUCAUGUGGAACCCGCUGUCGUGGGUGAUGGAGAUGGCGGCGGUGAUGGCCAUCGCGCUGGCCAACGGCGGCGGGCAGGCCCCCGACUGGCAGGACUUCGUCGGCAUCAUCGUCCUCCUCGUCAUCAACUCCACCAUCUCCUUCAUCGAGGAGAACAACGCCGGCAACGCCGCCGCCGCCCUCAUGGCCAACCUCGCCCCCAAGACCAAGGUGCUGAGAGAUGGCCAGUGGAGCGAGCAAGAGGCCGCGAUCUUAGUCCCCGGAGAUAUCAUAAGCAUCAAACUAGGCGACAUCGUCCCCGCCGACGCCCGCCUGCUCGAAGGGGAUCCGCUCAAGGUCGACCAGUCGGCCCUCACCGGAGAGUCCCUCCCCGUCACCAAGAACCCGGGCGACGAAGUCUUCUCCGGCUCCACCUGCAAGCAGGGCGAGAUUGAGGCCGUGGUUAUCGCCACGGGCGUCCACACCUUCUUCGGCAAGGCCGCCCAUCUCGUCGACAGCACCAACCAAGUCGGCCACUUCCAGAAGGUCCUGACUGCCAUCGGGAACUUCUGCAUUUGCUCCAUCGCCAUCGGCAUUGUGGUCGAGAUCAUCGUCAUGUUCCCCAUUCAGCACCGGGCGUAUCGCAGCGGAAUCGAUAACCUUCUGGUCCUUCUGAUCGGAGGGAUUCCGAUCGCCAUGCCCACCGUGCUGUCCGUGACUAUGGCUAUCGGCUCCCACAAGCUCUCGCAGCAAGGCGCGAUCACCAAGAGAAUGACGGCCAUCGAGGAGAUGGCCGGAAUGGAUGUUUUGUGCAGCGACAAGACCGGCACUCUAACUCUCAACAAGCUGAGCGUCGACAGGAACUUGGUUGAGGUGUUUGCCAAAGGAGUGGAUAAGGAUCACGUGCUCUUGCUGGCGGCGAGAGCGUCGAGGACGGAGAAUCAGGACGCCAUCGAUGCUGCCAUGGUCGGAAUGCUUGCGGAUCCAAAGGAGGCAAGAGCUGGAAUUAGGGAAAUACACUUCUUCCCCUUCAAUCCGGUCGACAAGAGAACAGCUCUGACUUAUAUCGAUGCCGAUGGGAAUUGGCAUCGCGUGAGCAAAGGUGCUCCCGAACAGAUUAUGAACCUGUGCAAUUGCAAGGAGGAUGUGAGGAAAAGGGCUCAUAACGUGAUCGACAAGUUUGCUGAACGUGGGCUUCGUUCGCUUGGUGUUGCAAGACAAGAAGUCCCAGAGAAAAGCAAGGAAAGUCCUGGGGCACCGUGGCAGUUUGUUGGCUUAUUGCCGCUCUUUGAUCCCCCGAGGCACGACAGUGCUGAGACCAUUCGCAGGGCGCUCAACCUUGGCGUCAAUGUCAAGAUGAUCACUGGGGACCAGCUUGCUAUCGCUAAGGAGACAGGCCGAAGGCUUGGGAUGGGAACGAACAUGUAUCCUUCCUCUGCAUUGCUUGGUCAAGACAAGGACGCUUCUCUCGAUGCACUUCCUGUAGACGAACUAAUUGAAAAGGCUGAUGGGUUUGCAGGAGUCUUUCCAGAGCAUAAGUAUGAGAUUGUGAAGAGGCUGCAGGAGAAGAAGCACAUCUGUGGAAUGACAGGGGAUGGUGUGAAUGACGCCCCAGCUCUGAAGAAGGCUGACAUAGGAAUUGCUGUUGCCGACGCCACAGAUGCAGCACGAGGUGCUUCUGAUAUUGUCCUCACUGAGCCUGGGCUUAGUGUUAUCAUCAGUGCUGUUCUUACCAGCAGAUGCAUCUUCCAAAGGAUGAAGAACUACACUAUCUAUGCAGUUUCUAUCACCAUUCGUAUUGUGCUUGGAUUUUUGCUUAUUGCGUUGAUAUGGAAAUUCGACUUCUCACCUUUCAUGGUUCUUAUCAUCGCCAUCCUUAAUGAUGGUACCAUCAUGACAAUCUCAAAGGAUCGAGUGAAACCAUCUCCACUACCUGAUAGCUGGAAGCUGAAGGAGAUUUUUGCAACUGGUGUCAUCUUAGGUGGUUAUCUGGCGUUGAUGACUGUGAUCUUCUUCUGGGCUAUGAAAGAGACCAACUUCUUUCCAGAUAAAUUCAGUGUUAGAUCGUUGAGGGACAACGAUCAUGAGAUGAUGGCUGCUCUUUAUCUGCAAGUGAGUAUAGUGAGUCAGGCCCUUAUCUUUGUUACUCGGUCUCGCAGCUGGUCAUUCGUGGAACGCCCCGGGCUCCUCUUAGUCAGCGCUUUUAUGGUUGCCCAACUUGUUGCAACCCUGAUAGCAGUCUAUGCAAACUGGGGCUUUGCGAGAAUCAAGGGCAUCGGUUGGGGAUGGGCUGGAGUUAUAUGGCUCUACAGCAUCGUAUUCUACAUCCCGCUAGACUGGAUUAAAUUCGCCAUCCGGUACAUUCUAAGUGGGAGGGCGUGGGACAACCUCUUACAAAACAAGACUGCCUUCACUACCAAGAAGGAUUACGGUCGGGAGGAGAGGGAAGCUCAGUGGGCUCUCGCGCAGAGAACUCUUCACGGUCUCCAACCUCCGGAAACUUCGACGCUCUUCUCCGACAAGAGCAGCUACCGCGAGCUCUCUGAAAUCGCUGAGCAGGCCAAGAGACGAGCGGAGGUCGCAAGGCUACGCGAGUUGAAUACUCUGAAGGGUCAUGUGGAAUCGGUGGUUAAGCUGAAGGGGCUUGACAUUGAUACCAUCCAGCAGCAUUAUACGGUGUGAGAGUUGAGUGAACACCGCGGAGGAUUAGUCCGGAUUAUUCGAAGGCAACGUAGAGAGGUGAAGUUUCUUAAGAUAAUUAAUGAGGAAGAAGACAAUAACAACAACGACGACGACGACAACUAAGAUCUCUAUUUUCGCUCUUAAUUUUUUGUGAAGCUAUAAGCGCAGUAUUCUCUUAUGAAUGUGUUUCUCUUCUUCUUCUUCUUCUUCUUCUUCUUCUUCUUUUUCGCUGUUUCCUGAGUAAAAGCUUAUGCUAAUACUAAAUGGGGGUACCACAAUUAUAACC
Molecule: messenger RNA, 3276 nt
Organism: Ananas comosus (pineapple)
Lineage: Eukaryota; Viridiplantae; Streptophyta; Magnoliopsida; Poales; Bromeliaceae
Product: plasma membrane ATPase
Exons: 16
Coding region: 126-2990 (954 amino acids)
Biological process (GO): proton export across plasma membrane; regulation of intracellular pH
Cellular component (GO): plasma membrane
Molecular function (GO): ATP hydrolysis activity; ATP binding; P-type proton-exporting transporter activity
Source: RefSeq, a predicted model, not a curated record